Molecule: messenger RNA, 1842 nt
Organism: Didymodactylos carnosus
Lineage: Eukaryota; Metazoa; Rotifera; Eurotatoria; Philodinida; Philodinidae
Source: the annotation of a GenBank genome assembly
AUGCGUGAUACUACUAAAAUUCCUUCAUCAUCUAAGACGAGUGGAACGCAUGUACAUGUGUCUAGUUACAAUAAUGGCACAGAUGGUGAUAUGGACACAUCAUUUGGAGAUAUUGGACUCAGUAUCACAUCAAAACCAUUGGCCAAAGUACAAAAAAUUGCUGUUCAAAAUGUGUUAAACGGCUCAUUUCCUCGUGUUGAUAAACAGCGUGUAUCAUACGGUCAAACAACAGCAGUCUCUCACGCACAUUCACAAAAAAGUGGAAGUCAUCAUAACUAUCACGUUUUGAAUAAUACUACAAAUACCGAAUCAUCAUUACCAUUUUUAAAUGACAGUACAAAUUCACCAGUGAAUUCCGCUCGACAUCCGCGAAUACGUCGAGAAAAAACCCGUGAAGGUAGUCUUCGUUCAAAAGAUACUGAUACCACUUAUCAUACUCAUCAUACAAAUACAACAACAACCGGUGGUCAUCAUUCAUCGUCACAUCAUGGCACAUCUCAUUUAACUGCAAGAACAGAUAAUAAUUUAUCUACCAGCCAAUAUACACGAUCUAGAAGUUUUUUCAUUGAUUCAAAACCAACAAAUUUUCCAAUUAAACCCAAAGCACUUGCCUAUUAUGGUGAAAAAUUAACUGAUUUUGAAAAAACCGAAUUAUUUGAAUAUCCUGAAAUUUAUUUUCUGGGAUUAGAAGCAGAAAAAAUAUCAGCAGCAACAAUAAAAGAUUAUGAUGAUGAAAAUGGAUCAUAUCUCAAAACUACAAAAGAUCAUAUAUGUUAUCGAUUUGAAGUAUUAGAAACACUUGGAAAAGGUAGUUUUGGUCUUGUUUUGAGAUGUUAUGAUCAUAAGAAGAAAGAAGCUGUAGCAUUGAAAAUUAUUCGAAAUAAAAAACGAUUUCAACAACAAGGUUUAGUUGAAGUAAAUAUUUUACAACAUUUACGAAAUUUAGACGUUGAUAAUUCAUUGAAUGUUGUACAUAUGAAAGAACAUUUUUCUUUUCGAAGUCAUUUAUGUAUUACAUUUGAAUUAUUAGGAAUUAAUUUGUACGAAUUGAUAAAGAAAAAUAAUUAUCAGGGUUUCAGUGUUCAUCUAGUCAGACGAUUUGCCAAUUCAAUGUUACAAUGUUUGAGAGUGAUGUAUAGAGAAAAAAUUAUACACUGUGAUCUUAAACCGGAAAAUAUUCUUCUUCGUCAGAAAGGAAGUAGUGCUAUAAAAGUAAUCGAUUUUGGUUCUGGAUGUUUUGAAUCACAAAGAAUUUAUACAUACAUUCAAAGUCGUUUUUAUCGUGCUCCUGAAAUUAUACUCGGUAUCCCAUAUACACCUGCCAUUGACAUGUGGAGUUUCGGUUGUAUCCUUGUGGAAUUGUUUACAGGCUAUCCCAUAUUUCCUGGUGAAAAUGAACAAGAACAAUUAGCAAUGAUUAUGGAAGUUAUCGAUUUGCCGCCACAACACGUCUUAGAGCAAGGAUCAAGAAAAAAAUUAUUUUUUGAUUCUAAAGGUGUUUCUCGUAGUGUAGCAACAAAAAAUUUAAAAAAACGUCGUCCAGCUAGUAGACCAUUAGGCCAAAUAUUACGAACAACUGAUAAUAAUUUUAUUGAUUUCAUACGACGAUGUUUUGAAUGGGAUCCAUUAGAACGUUUAACACCUGAAGAAGGAUUACGUCAUCCAUGGAUAAUUGAAGCAAAAUUAAAACGAACAUCAAGAGAAUCUCAUUUUAGUUUUAAUGAAACAACAGGUAAUGAAGAUACACUUCUGAUCGAUGAAGACAAACCAAAUCCUAAUAAUAAUUUAAGUAAUACACAAAGUACAAAUAAUUCAUUUUUACCAAGAAUUAUGAAUCAAUGA